UCUCCACCGAUGUGGCCAGCUUUGGGGAGGCAUUUCCCUCCAUCACCUGAUGCUUUCAUCAUUUUCCUCUUCUUGCAGUUUAAUGGCUGCUGAAUUGUUGCACAAGCUUAACUCUAUCUGGAUUAGGAUUAUAACAUUGUCUCGAUUAUAACAUGCUUAGCCACAGCAUUUCAGACCCCGUGAUUUUCAGAUAAUCCAUUGCCAGCCAUUUCAGAGAAGGUCCUGGAAUGUGAACAGUUAAUGGCUGUCAGAAAACAACAACAUUUGUAUGCAUUGGCAAGUUCGGCACAGAGGCUAUUGAAUGAUUUAUAUGGCACAGCAAUGGAUAAGAAGAUUAAAUAGGAAUUAACGUCAUUCUGUUUUUUCUUCAUGGAAUAAAUUGACAUCCAUUUUAAUCAGAACUCUUUGGCAGGUGUAUUGGUUUAGUCAGAAGAAGAAAUGCAGAGUCAAAACAGAAGACAACUUAAAAAGUGUGGAAAAUUACAAGAGGAAUACAAUGGCGAUCAUUCUGAACAAUCACAGCAUGUAGAGCACAGGACAACUUUCUAAAGGCUGUGGAUAGAAAAGUCAACAAGACAACAAGAAAUAACAAAUAAUAAAUGUGAGAUGGCCGGACAUUUCCUAGCCAGCAAUAUAAAGGUUGGUCGAUAUGCUCCUGGAAUUGUGGCUGAGAUGACCGUACCUGCAAAUGGAAUAUAUGAGAAUACCUCAUCCUUAUCUCUCUAGUUGUGAAGAUCAUGCUGCUGGCAUUUAAACUGCUGUUCUUGUGCUGGCUGUGGCCACAAGCUCUGCUACAUGGAAAUAUCUUCCACAACAAAAAGAAACACCCAGAGGUGCCUAUACAUGACCAUAAGCAGCAAGGCAGUCGUCCCUAUAUGAAAAUGAAGAAACUGGACAGCACCAAGUCAACUGUGAUAAAGUCAGAGCAGCUCCUCCGCAUUGAAGAGCACGACUUUGCAAUGAGGCCUGGAUUUGGAACUGCAGCUAUACCUGUUGGGAUUGAUGUCCAGGUGGAGAGUAUAGAUAGCAUUUCUGAAGUCAAUAUGGAUUUCACCAUGACCCUGUACCUUAGGCAUUAUUGGAAAGACGAGCGCCUUGCCUUCCCCAGCACUAGCAAUAAAAGCCGAACAUUUGAUGGACGUCUGGUAAAGAAGAUCUGGGUCCCUGAUGUCUUCUUUGUCCAUUCUAAAAGGUCUUUCAUUCAUGACACAACCAUGGAGAACAUCAUGUUGAGGGUUUAUCCAGAUGGAAACAUCCUCUAUAGUGUCAGAAUUACCGUUACAGCUUUGUGCUCCAUGGAUUUCAGUAGAUUCCCACUUGACACUCAGAACUGCUCUCUGGAGCUUGAAAGCUAUGCCUAUAACGAGAAUGAUUUAAUGCUUUACUGGAAGAAUGGCAAUGACUCACUAAGGACUGAAGAAAUCUUAUUAUCACAGUUCUUCAUCGAAGAGUUCAACCCAUCCAAUGGGCUUGCCUUCUACAGCAGCACUGGCUGGUACAACAGGCUGUAUAUUAAUUUUAUACUGAGAAGACACAUUUUCUUCUUCAUGCUGCAAACCUACUUCCCAACCAUGCUCAUGGUGAUGUUGUCCUGGGUGUCUUUCUGGAUUGACCGAAGAGCAGUGCCUGCAAGGGUGUCACUAGGCAUAACGACCGUGCUGACAAUGUCUACCAUAAUAACAGGAGUGUCGUCCUCUAUGCCUCAAGUCUCCUACGUUAAGGCAGUGGACAUUUACCUGUGGGCGAGUUUCCUUUUUGUUUUCCUUUCUGUGAUUGAAUACGCAGCGGUCAACUAUCUAACAACUUUAGAAGAAAUGAAGAAGCUCAAAACAAGAGGAAAGAUCCCAGUCAAUUUUAAUACUACACAGGCCAUGGCAUUUGAUGGAUGCUUUCAUGAUGAUGAGAUCGACCUGGCACCGUAUCCUGAAGUGCCCAUCACUACGGACGGGACGGAAAGAAGAAACUCUUCCAUUAAUUUGCCAGCUGAAGUCCAUCGCUUACGCAGAAAAAGAUCAUUAAAGCAAAAUGUCAGUUAUAUCAUGACUAACAGCCACAUCAUUGAUUCCUAUUCCAGACUCUUAUUUCCAUUUGCGUACCUUGUUUUUAAUGUCAUCUACUGGAGUUUGUAUACAUAAAAAUAGAAGAAUAAAAUGUUCCUUCUGGCUAAA
Molecule: messenger RNA, 2168 nt
Organism: Polypterus senegalus (gray bichir)
Lineage: Eukaryota; Metazoa; Chordata; Cladistia; Polypteriformes; Polypteridae
Product: gamma-aminobutyric acid receptor subunit rho-3
Exons: 10
Coding region: 738-2135 (465 amino acids)
Biological process (GO): monoatomic ion transmembrane transport; nervous system process; regulation of membrane potential
Cellular component (GO): neuron projection; membrane; synapse
Molecular function (GO): GABA-A receptor activity; neurotransmitter receptor activity; extracellular ligand-gated monoatomic ion channel activity
Source: RefSeq, a predicted model, not a curated record